CUUGUUUUAACACACACAAAGAGGAGGGUAGGCGAAAAAAAAGAAAAUCCAGCACUUUUCGCUGAAUACUUCUCACGCCCCAGUAGAUUUAGAACACAUCUUUCUCUCUCCUAAUUUUCUCUGCAAUUUUCGCUGAUGAGUUUGUUGGGUCACUGCAAUGGUUUCACUGGGAAUAUCGUCAACUUUCCUAGCUAUAAACUUCGACCUCAAACUUAUAACGUCGGGAUAAGGGUGCCCAUAAAAAUGUUAAGGAGGGAUUCAGGGGCAAAGGAAUAUGAUCAAGAUGAUGUUUUGAUGUCAAAGAAUGAUUUGAAGAGGAAGGUGAAUGCCAUAGCAGUUGUGAAUGCAUUAACUGUAGUGAACUUGCUUGGGAUAGAACCAGCAAAUGCCAUCCAAAUGAAGGAUAUAAUGCAGGAUAAGGUUGCAUCUAUCUAUGUGCUAGCUGAUGGUGGUAUCGGAGAUUGGUUCGGAGGCGUUCUAUAUUCAGCUGGUCAACAAGCCAAUGAAGCUGUUCUAGACCAGUUGUCCGCUCUUAGUUUGACAAGUCUGGCUGUCAUUUUUGGAGCUGGACUAGUAACCAGUCUUUCCCCUUGUACAUUAAGUGUUUUGCCGUUAACACUUGGUUAUAUAGGUGCUUUUGGCUCUGGGAAAAGCAGAGGACAGGUCGUCGGUGAUUCUGUUGCUUUUGCAUUAGGAUUGGCUACUACGCUGGCACUCCUUGGUGUUGGAGCCUCUUUUGCUGGAAAAGCUUAUGGACAAAUAGGACAAGGAUUGCCUAUUGCUGCUUCUGGUCUUGCUGUAGUGAUGGGGCUAAAUCUUUUAGAGAUAAUUGAGUUGCAGCUUCCAUCAUUUUUCAAUGACUUUGAUCCCCGUGCAGCUGCUGCAAACUUCCCCUCCAGUGUGCAAGCAUAUUUGGCUGGUCUUACAUUUGCUUUGGCAGCAUCACCUUGCAGCACACCUGUCCUAGCCACUCUACUUGGUUAUGUGGCUUCGACCAAGGAUCCUCUAAUUGGGGGCAGCUUACUGCUGAGUUACACUAUAGGCUACGUUGCUCCUCUGCUGCUGGCUGCAUCUUUUGCUGGAGCAUUGCAGAGUCUGCUUUCAUUUCGCAAGUUUUCAGCUUGGAUCAACCCAAUAAGCGGCGCCCUCCUCUUGGGCGGAGGUUUGUACAGUGUACUGGACAGAGUUUUCCCUACAACAAUGGUGAUGUAGAUAUUUGGAGUUAAAAUAUAUGUUUAGAAAACUACAUGAUAAUAUUUUCCUGUAUAAAGGUUUCCCGGCUUCAAAUUCAAGUUCCUGUACAAUUUGUAGGACAUAAUUUUCAAUUCUGAGUGUAAAACUCAGUGUACAUCAGCUAACAUAUCUGAACCAUGUAUAAUUGUAAAUGAUGAGUGUAUUUCACACGAACCCUGCCAA
Molecule: messenger RNA, 1416 nt
Organism: Spinacia oleracea (spinach)
Lineage: Eukaryota; Viridiplantae; Streptophyta; Magnoliopsida; Caryophyllales; Amaranthaceae
Product: cytochrome c-type biogenesis ccda-like chloroplastic protein
Exons: 12
Coding region: 136-1212 (358 amino acids)
Biological process (GO): cytochrome complex assembly
Cellular component (GO): membrane
Source: RefSeq, a predicted model, not a curated record